Sphaerulina musiva SO2202 is the source of this 2579-nucleotide messenger RNA. RefSeq names its product ABC1-domain-containing protein. Gene Ontology annotation, biological process: ubiquinone biosynthetic process. Gene Ontology annotation, cellular component: extrinsic component of mitochondrial inner membrane. The transcript has a single exon. Bases 77 to 2413 code for a protein of 778 amino acids. The record is from RefSeq and is a predicted model, not a curated record. Lineage: Eukaryota; Fungi; Ascomycota; Dothideomycetes; Mycosphaerellales; Mycosphaerellaceae. Gene Ontology annotation, molecular function: kinase activity.
CUUCUCCCAGCACUAGGUCAGCAGAUAACUCUGGUUUCCAGUCAACAAGAAUGAACGACAGAUCAAUACCCUGACCAUGUCUGGGAAGCGGCUGAUUGAUGCCGCCAAGCUGGUCUCUGCUGGCGGGACAAUCGCAAAAAGCCACUACCGCAUCCGCAAAGAACAAUAUGAUCUGUUCACGCGAACGUCGAGUGUAGCAAAGGCCGUCAAGGGCCAGACGGACCGCGUGACGGUGACGGUGGGAGCUGCCAUCGAGUUGGCCAAGCGAUUCAGUGACAGCACGCCGAGCUGGCAGAGACAGGCCGAGGAUGGAGUGGAAUAUGCGCGGCGGCAGGGUCAGGCGGCGGCGCGGGAGGUCGACAACAUCACCAAAGACGUGAAGACGGCGGCGAAAAAUGCUGGGUUGGGGGCAGCGAAACAGGACGAUGGCACAUUGGCCAGCCUGAGGAAGCGAGAACAGCAACGGCAGUCAGAGGCACAGAUACCAGCGAGAGCAGCAGAUACACAACCUUUACAAGAGUCUGGCCCGGGACGCGACACCUUCAGCCAGCGGUCAGACCAAGUUUCGCCCGAGCUCUCGUCUCUGCCACGAACGAAGCUCCCACGACAUGCAGAGUCGGCGCAGGGAGAUUCACCACCAACAGACCUGGAUCAAGAUGUAUACCCAUCACCUACAGAAGCAAAAGCAGCCAGUCCUGAGACUCUGCCAGACGGGGUUGAUCAGAUUUUCCACAGUCCACGGAUAUCCAAGAUGCUCGGUGCAUCUGCUGGCCAGAGCACCAACCCCUACGCAAAGAGACAGAAGAUGGCCCCCAAACCGUUGCCUGAAAUGGUAGAGGCAGAAAGACGGCGAGAGGAAGAGGCGAAGCAGCGACGGGAAGCACAAACUGUGAGUCAGACAGCUCCUCUACCAGCUGCUGCUCAGCCGGAACCCGUGAAGAGCCAGAGUGCGGGAGAUGCAGAGACGCAGCAUCUCGCCUCCGAACUCGCUAAUGCUGCUGCGCCGCCAGGGUCAAGCUCUCCGAUGAGUGCUGGUGAGCAGCCAACACAGAGCAAAGUCUAUGAGAUGCGCGAGUCCCGAGUACCAGCCACUCGCUUUGGCCGCAUCUGGCAAUACGGCGGUCUUGCCACCAGCAUGGCGUUUGGUGCUGUAGGCGAAAGCUUCAGCAGACUCGUUGGAGGCGGUAGUACUGGUAGUUUGAUGCUCAGCGAAGCCAACAUGAACCGGCUGGUGGCGAAGCUGAGUCGAAUGCGUGGCGCCGCUCUCAAACUGGGCCAGAUGAUGAGCUUCCAGGACAGCAAGGUCCUGCCUCCGACCAUCAACGCUGUCCUGCAGCGAGUGCAGGAUAGUGCCGACUACAUGCCUGCUUCACAACGCAACAAGGUUCUCAGCCAGAAUCUCGGCUCUGCGUGGAGGGAAAAGUUCAGCUCGUUUGACGAGAAGCCUUUUGCUGCCGCCUCGAUAGGACAGGUGCAUCGGGCGGUGCUGAAGACUCCAGCUGGCGAGGUCGACGUGGCAGUCAAGGUACAGUAUCCAGGCGUGCGUGGCAGCAUUGACUCUGAUCUGAACAACCUCUCCCUCCUUUUGACUGCAUCUCAACUGUUACCCAAGGGCCUCUUCCUGGACCGCACCAUCGCCAAUGCCCGCACCGAACUGGGCUGGGAAUGCGACUAUGAACGGGAAGCAAAGGCCUGUAUCAAGUUCCGCGACGAGCACCUCGCCGACGAAACUGACAUCUUUACGGUGCCCAAGGUAUAUACCGAAGCCUCUGGGCCGGACGUUCUCACGGCCGAGUUCCUUCACGGCACUGGUGUGACCAAGGUGAAGGAUCUGACACAACACGAGCGAGACUGGAUUGGUUCUAACAUUCUGCGACUCUGCUUACGCGAACUCAUGGAAUUCAAAUUCAUGCAAACGGAUCCGAACUGGACCAACUUCUUGUACAAUCGAGAAACCAAGAAAAUCGAACUUCUCGACUUUGGAGCAAGUCGAGAGUUUCCCGACAAGUUCGUAGAGCCGUAUUGCGAACUGCUCAUUGCCGCAUCUAAGAGCGACCGUGAAGCCUGCCGAGAUCUAUCGAUACAGCUCGGCUACUUGACCGGGCAUGAGAGCCCAGCAAUGCUGAGAGCACAUGUCGACUCCAUAUUGACGCUCGCUGAGCCCUUUGUGGCCUCGGCGCCCGAAGUCUACGACUUCAGAGGCCAGACAGUGACGGAUCGCGUCCGGCAGAACAUUGGACUCAUGUUAAGGGAACGUCUCGCGCCACCCCCAGAGGAGACGUACAGCUUGCACCGAAAGCUGAGUGGUGCCUUUUUGCUGUGUGCUAGACUGGAAAGCAAAGUGAAGGCGAGGGACAUGUUCUCGCAAGCUGCUCAAGUGUGGCGAGGCCAAGCGGAUAAGGUCAAGUUGUAAUGGCGAGAACAGUCUGUAGGACCCAAAAGGGCGUUAUGUAAACAUAGAUAUGUACAGCAUCGCAUCAGGGGUAGCAUAAAGAGCAAAGCGUCCCAGCCAGGCCUCGGGAGGUGAGGCUAUAAUAUCUAGAAGCAAAAGCCUCGGAGCAUCCUCGGCUUAAGCUGCC